UUUAACAAUGUAAUCCGGGAAUAUUAAUUUCACUGAUGAACUGGUAAUGAGAAGAAAUUUUCGUCAUAUCCGAGAAAACGUGGGUUUGAACUAAGUACGCGAUAAUUUGUAUGUUCUUUAUCAUUUUGCAGUCAAAUUCGGCUAUAUAAGACACGCACCGAGAGAGAAACUUCCUAGAACUCAACACAGACCUAAAGCACAAACUGUAGAUAAUAUUUUUGAAGAAGAAGAAAAGAACAGUCAACAGAAAAGAGAUGAAUUCCUUAAGUCUUCUGUGUUUGGUUGUUUUAUCUCUUGCCUUACUGGGAAAUUACGUCUGUUCUUCAGAACCACAACAAUUCUUUGCAGAUGAAGAUGAAAUCAGCGAACCAACAGAAGAACAGAGAAUGAUGAUAAACAAUAAGUACCAAACUCAUUUGAUGAAGAAUGCUUUUCGGGACAGCGGGAAUUUGAAGAGAUUGUUGGCCCAGAAAAGAUUCUCAUCGGACAGACAAACAAGGGGAGGCGUUGCUUUGUGCUUAUGGAAGGUCUGCCCAGCAGGCCCAUGGCUGGUACAGAAGUAAAUGGCUAAAGUAACCAAUCGAACAGGAUCAUCCGAACUUUUCUUUGAAAAUCCCGUACACCAACUCGCCUCAUUGUUAUUUAAUUGUUUUUUUUUUCAUUUGCCAUCUUUAUAAGCAAUAGACAACAGACAUUUCAACAACAACAACAACAUUCCGUAUAACACCGAAGAAACAUCGGACUGUUCAUUAAAUCGAUUUUAAAAGGUUACGAUGUCUUUUUUUCUGCAAGAAAAACAGACAGUGUAAUUAGAUACUGAUAGUGACUUUUAUUCUGUAUAUCCUGCCAGGGUUUGUUAAUGGUGCUGAAAAAUGCAUUUGUUGGCAUAUUUUAUGCUGUUUGGUUAUAAUAAAUCAGAAACCAAAAAAAAAGCGUAUAUUUCACUGUCAAUUUUGAAUUGAGGAUUUAUUUACUAAGAGUCCAUUGAAAUAUUCAAGCACCAAACAGUUUAAAGAAUAUAUCGGUGUUGUAAACAAUCUUCUUUAUAGUAAUAAAUGUUCAGCAAGCA
Molecule: messenger RNA, 1069 nt
Organism: Magallana angulata
Lineage: Eukaryota; Metazoa; Mollusca; Bivalvia; Ostreida; Ostreidae
Exons: 3
Coding region: 255-563 (102 amino acids)
Source: RefSeq, a predicted model, not a curated record